Molecule: messenger RNA, 3273 nt
Organism: Coccomyxa subellipsoidea C-169
Lineage: Eukaryota; Viridiplantae; Chlorophyta; Trebouxiophyceae; Coccomyxaceae
Exons: 21
Coding region: 1-3273 (1090 amino acids)
Biological process (GO): endosomal vesicle fusion; vesicle-mediated transport; autophagy
Cellular component (GO): membrane; cytoplasm
Source: RefSeq, a predicted model, not a curated record
AUGAUCGCGCACGAUGGGACUAACCCGGAUGGGCAGUGGCAAGUCACAAAGGCGUACAAAAACUUCGGGCAGAGGCGCAUCCUGCAGCUGCGGGUGUGGAAGUCCAAGAAUUUGCUCUUCAGCCUGUCAGACGAGGGAGUCAACGCGCAUCACUUGCCUGCCUUCAAGCUGGCCUGCCAAGCGAACCGCACCCGCGGGGCCAACAGAUUUGCAUUUGACGAGACGCGCGCAAUGCUGUGCGUGGCAGCCAAGCGGCGGCUAAUCCUGCUGCAUUACAACGGCAAUGAGUUUGUGGAGCUGAAGGAACUGGGCCUGCCCGAUAGGGUGAUGGCCAUGGGCUGGUGUGGCGACAAUGUGUGCCUGGGCUUCCAGAGAGAGUAUGCGACGGUGCAUGCAAACACUGGAGCCUUAUCGGAGCUGUUCUCCUCCGGCAAAGCUGGCACGCCUGUCAUCACACAGCUUGCCAGCGGCGAGCUGCUCCUUGCAAAGGACAACAUUGGCAUAUUCAUAGGAACAGACGGAAAGCCUUCACGCAAGGUGGGGCUGACAUGGAGCGAUGCUCCUCUAGCAGCUGUGUACUCUCAUCCUUACGUCAUCGCACUGCUGCCCAACCACAUUGAAGUGCGGUCAGCGCAGCACAUCAGCCAACAGGGCUUGGCACAGGUGCUCCCAGUGAAGGGCAUGGACGUGGUGGGCCAGAAUCCCAGCAGUUCUGGGGAUGUCUUUGUGGCUUCUAGUUCAUCGGAUCUGGGCAUUCGCAGGCUGGCCCCCUUCCCUUUUGCUGACCAGGCCUCUGCGCUGGCCGAAAGAGGGGAGUUUGGGGCCGCCCUGGAGCUGGCUGCACUGAUACCAUCCACACAGGCGAAGGCAAGGAGAACGCUGAAUGACACCCUGCACAUACAGUACGGCCAUCAUCUGUUUGCCAGUAAGGAGUAUGACGAGGCCAUGGCCCACUUUGGCAUGUGCUCGAGGUACAAGCUAACAGAUGUGGCAGAGCCAAAGGGCAAGGAGUAUAAGAAAGCAGUGUCGGUGCUGCUGCCCUACCUCCUCAGCCACCGCACUCGGCUGGCUUCCGUGGAGCAGGACUAUGAUGACGAGGAGGAGGCGGCCGAAAGCACUAGCACAGAGGAGGAGCGACGGCAUGACACUACGGCAGAGCUCUCUGGGCUCACUGCAGAGCAGCACGCACAACUUGCGGAGGCUGUGGACACAGCAAUUUUGAAGGCAAUGCUGGAGAUGGACGACACAGGAGCGCUGCUGCGCUUUGUGCAAAGGCCCAACCAGGUGUCCCUGGCAGAUGGCGAGACGGCGCUGCGCGCCGUGGGCCGCUACUCGGAGCUGGUCGCCCUGUACCAGAGCCGCGGCCGCUACGAAGCUGCGCUGGACCUCCUGCGCUCCCUUGCCCUGGCUCCGGGGGAGCUGAGCGUGGCGCCGCAGGGUGCAUCUGCUGAGCUGGCGGGGCUGACGGGCGUAUGGGCAGCGGUGAAGUGCCUCGUGUCUGUCGGCUCCAAGCACGUUGACCUCAUCAAAGCACAUGCCAGGUGGAUAGUGCGUGCGGAUCCAGAGGCGGGGCUGGAGAUGUUCACAGAGAUGCGGCCAGCGCUGCCCCCAGAGACUGUGCUGCCCAUACUGACCAAUGAGGUGCCCACGCUGUGUGCGCCGUACCUCGAGGCUGCACUGGAGAUGGGCCUGGCAUCACCUGCAAAGUUCCAUAAUGAGCUGGCGCUGAUCUACCUCAGAAUGGCCAAGGAAAGGAGGGACAGCGACGGCGGUGCUAGCACCUCAGGCAUGGAAGAGGGGAGAGAUGAAGGCAAAGCCUCGAACGGGCAGCCUCAGAAAACACAUUUGCCAGCUAGGCAGGACCCACUGCAGCGCCUGAAAGAUCUGAUCGUGAAGUCUCAGCACAUUGAUGCCAAGCGCAUCUUGCUGGUGGUGCCAUCGGAGGACCAGCGGUUCCUGGAGGUCAGGGCGCUGCUGCUUGAGCACCUGGGGCGCCACCAAGAAGCCUUAGAGAUAUAUGUGCAUCAGAUGAAGGAUCCUCGGCUGGCAGAAGCCUACUGUGACCGCAUGUAUGAGGCGGCUGCGAAGCAGAAGGGCCAGCAGAGCGGAGCCCAGAUGGCGGCCUGGAGCGGUCUAGCAUCUCAGCCCAACUAUGACAUGUACCUGGCCCUCAUACAGGUGUAUCUGGAGAGGCAGGACAAUGUGCCUGACAGCGCUCGAAAGGGACGCGCUCCAGACAGCAGCAACUGGGAGGCAGUGGCGCGGCUGCUCAGCAGGAAACACGAUCGGAUCGAUUCCCUGCAUGCUCUGGACCUGCUUCCUGGAGAGGUGCCUUUGAAAGCAGCACUGCCAUUCCUUGAGGGAGCGCUGAGGGCAGGCGGCGAAAAGCGGCGCAACUCAGCUGUGGUCAAGAGCCUGAGGCGGUCUGAGAAUCUGCAGCUCAGAGAGGAGGAUGAGAAGGAUGUCCUAGAAGAACUGCAGCUUGCACGCCGCAGAGCAAGUGCAAUCACCGACUUCCAUGGAGCCACUGGGAUACCUCAAGUCUACUCCAGUGGCUCUGUGGAGGUGGGGGACUGCACUCACCAUUACAUCAUCAUGCAGCGCUUGGGAAGCAACCUUGAUGCCCUCAUCAGGCAGGAUGUCAUCAGCAAGAGCAACUUUGCCAAGGUCCACCUAGACAUCAAGCCAGGCAACUUCUGCAUGCACCACAAGUCAAGGGAUCCUGCAGAGGGCGUGUACAUCAUCGAUUUUGGGGGAGCAAGGAGGGCUACCUGGGCAGAAGACACUGAUGAUGAGUACGUAUACUUUGGCACGGCAGACUACUCGGGCUCAAUAGCCAUGUUGCAGCAGAUGAUGCCAGGGCCUUCAGAUGACAUUGAGAGCCUGUGCUACAGUUUCCUGCACAUGUGGAACAAUGAACUGCCAUGGAAGGUGACGGAGAAGUUUGAAAUGGAAGAGGAUGGAUGGACUGUUGAAGACAUUGUGAAGAUGCUAGAGCUGAGGAAGGAAAAGUGGAAGGAGCUCUGCCAUGAGAAGGUCAUCCCUCUGUUCCUGCAGCAGCUGCACCAGUAUGCUAUGUCCCUGAAGACGUACGAGAUGCCGGACUACAGACACAUCCGGCGUAUCAUCAACUCAGCUCAAUUCACACCCCUGCAGCAGCCAGCGCAUGCGCGCACAAAGCGGAGGGCUUCUGAGCCAGCUGCUGUGGGGCCCAGGGACUACAAGCGCCUCUACACCGCAGUCGAGGCACACUGGCUGCAGCCAGAAGAAUGA